Molecule: messenger RNA, 2515 nt
Organism: Frankliniella occidentalis (western flower thrips)
Lineage: Eukaryota; Metazoa; Arthropoda; Insecta; Thysanoptera; Thripidae
Product: mitochondrial ornithine transporter 1
Exons: 6
Coding region: 233-1174 (313 amino acids)
Biological process (GO): mitochondrial L-ornithine transmembrane transport
Molecular function (GO): L-ornithine transmembrane transporter activity
Source: RefSeq, a predicted model, not a curated record
GAUACCUGCAUGUGCCUGUCUAAGUCAUGAGAACAGAUUUAAUUGAGUUGUUUGUAGUGCCCUUAACCCGCAAACAAAUCAAUUAGUCCCGAUGAACCUGACCCUGAGCUGUAUCAUGCUGUGAUAUCAGACCCGGCAUGAUUUGAUACAGGCUCAUUGCGACAGCGUUGCUCUUAGGCUUAUUGCUGCUUGCAACAACUGAUUUCUUCCCCUAUUCAUUUUCAGAUUUACAAUGGUCCACAGCGGUGAGAAAAGAAGUUCUGUGAAAGAUGGUAUUAUUGACUUUACAGCUGGCUCUCUGGGGGGUGUUGCACUGGUUUACGUUGGGCAACCUUUGGAUACAAUAAAGGUGAAAAUGCAGACAUUUCCACAGUUAUACAAAAACAUGUUUGACUGCAUGAAGCAAACAGUUGGCAAGGAAGGGUUUAUUCGAGGUCUAUAUGCUGGAACUGCUCCGGCCAUAGUAGCAAAUGUUGCUGAGAAUUCUGUGCUGUUUGCUGGAUACGGUUUAUGCCAGAAAGCUGUCGCCAAUUUGACAGCAGUCCAGAGAGUGGAAGACCUCAGUGCAGUAUCAAAUGCUACUGCUGGCUGUAUGGCUGCAUUUUUCUCCUCAUUUACUCUUUGUCCAACCGAACUCAUUAAGUGUAAGUUACAAGCUGCAAGAGAAAUGUCUAUGGCUUCAGGAGCUUCAUUGGAAAAAAUCGGUCCCCUUCGACUAACAAAACAAGUCUUGGCUGAAUCUGGCAUUAGAGGUUUAUUUGUUGGGCUUGGCUCAACCAUUGCAAGAGAAAUGCCUGGAUACUUUGUAUUUUUUGGUGGUUAUGAGUGGGCUCGAGAGAUGUUCACAAAACCUGGUGAAGCAAAAGAAAACAUUGGACCCCUAGCCACCAUGGCUGCUGGAGGCGUUGGUGGCAUGUCAUUUUGGCUUGUAACAUUUCCAGCAGAUGUCAUAAAAUCACGUAUACAGGUUUCCAGUCUUCAAGGAAAUUUAUACACCGUUGGGAAAGACAUAGUUAAAAAAGAAGGUGUGGCUGCCCUUUACAAUGGACUUCGCCCAACUCUCCUCAGGACAUUCCCAGCAACAGCUACAUUAUUCCUCACUUAUGAAUAUUCAAAGAAAAUAAUGCAUGAGCUCUUCAACAGUAAUUCAUCUGACCUAGCAAAUCCCAUUUGACAUUCUUGAAAUCUAUCCAAGCCAAAAAUGGCACUAAAACUAUUUUAGAGAUUCAAACUAUCUCUGCUUUUUUGUUUGUAGUCAGUUGCGUUCCUAUUAUUUGACUUAGCUUAUUCAUAGCUAAAAAGUCUUCCAUUUAUAUUGAUCACGUAUUUGUGUGAAUUAGAGUAAAGCUGGAGUAAACUUCAUAUUUUUUCCUUGAACCAGUCUAUGGGUACAAAUGUAUCUCUAAAUCUUUAUUGUCAUUGUAUUGACCACGUUGUUUAUUCUCGGGCUCUAAGCAUAUAUCUUAUUUUCUGUGCUCUUUUCAGUAUUUGGCCUGAACAUUAUCGUUCUAUUUUUUGAAACUUUCAAUUUCUACCUAGAUUUGAGAUGAGAUUUUGGUAUUUUGUACCAAUUUUUUGGACCACGAGAUGGAAUGCGCAUCCACUGUCAUACCUCAUCCAGUUCCAGGGGACUAAUGUACUUCUUAAGUUCAUGUAUUAUGGAAACAAAUUGGAAAAGGUAUACCGUUUAUUGACAUAUUUAUAAAAUUGUGUAUUGUGUGGCAUAAUUUUUAAAAAGUGCAGAAGUACCUGGUUUUGUUUCAUUCAACUUCAGCAUGUUGGGGGUAGUGUACGGUAUGUGGGAUGCAUCCUCUCUUAUUUGAAUUUUUCUCCAUGUUAACUUAAAAUUCUCAGGGAUCAUGUCAAUUUUUCUAGUGCUCGGAAAUGGUUUUCUGAUCUUUCCAGACAGUAGUCACCAACAUCAUCCACUAUUAUCUUCUUCCAUCUAUCUUUUAAGAAAUUCUGUACCUGUGCAAGUAAAGCUCACUAGUUAAUAAUUUUUUCUGUACCAAAGGUGAUUUUAUCUUUGAUAACAUUGGCUUCUCCAAUGCCUGUGAUAAACCCAUCUAAUCAAUGUUAAGCUUGAAAUUGGCUGCCGGAGGCACAUGCUUCACUUUUGAUUUUCCAUUGAUGAGUGCACCUUGAUUUAUUAUAAAAAAUGUAAGUAAAGUUUUGUCCUUUCAUUCAUUUGUUUGUCAAGGGCUACAAUUCAUUCAUAUUUUUUGAAAUCUAUGUAAGUAUCAAGUUGUCUUCCACAAAAAGAUUUAACCUUCUGAGGUCCUAUUGUCAUUUUCCCUUUACAAUAAUGAAAUGUAUUUGGGUCAUUGUACCUUUCUGUAAUACUUUAAUGUCUUCCAUUAAAUAUAUAAUGUACAAAUUAUUGUUGUGAUUCCAUUUAUUGUUGUAGAUAGAAUGGGGUCUUACUUGUAAACUUCUAUAGCUGGUCUUAAAUAUUGUAUGUUGUGUGCUGUUAAAUUUGUUUCACUAUUACAUUAAAAAUGGUUGAAUAAUUGAU